Messenger RNA from Alosa alosa (allis shad), 3806 nucleotides. RefSeq names its product aminopeptidase N. The coding region runs from base 75 to 2888 and encodes 937 amino acids. Gene Ontology annotation, cellular component: cytoplasm. Gene Ontology annotation, molecular function: DNA-binding transcription factor activity; peptide binding; zinc ion binding. Lineage: Eukaryota; Metazoa; Chordata; Actinopteri; Clupeiformes; Clupeidae. Gene Ontology annotation, biological process: peptide catabolic process; proteolysis; positive regulation of DNA-templated transcription. The record is from RefSeq and is a predicted model, not a curated record. The transcript has 20 exons.
GCUGGCACUUCACUGGAGAGGUGACCAGACGCAAGCUUUCUUUCUCCCGGGUGAGUUUUGGCCUGAGUGGAAAGAUGGUGUUGUGCUGCGGCGGCAAAAGGGUCUGGGUCAUGCUGGCGACAAUGGCGCUGGUCUGCGUGUCCACUAUCGUGGGUCUGUGGGUAUACCAGCUCACCAGCUUCCCGCCUCCCACCAACAAGUGGGACCACUACCGGCUCCCCGACACCCUGGUGCCCGAGCGUUACGACGUGGCGCUGUGGCCACGGCUGGACCCCGACGCCGACGGCUUGUACAUCUUCACGGGACACUCUACUGUCCGGUUCAGAUGCCUCCGCGACACCAACCUCAUCCUCCUCCACUGCAAGCAGCUGAAGCUGUCCACCAUGGACUCGGAUGGGCACCUGGUGAAGCUCACCGCACUCCGUGGCACGCCCCCGGCCAUCCGCAAGACCUGGCUCCACGAGCCCACGCAGUACCUGGUGGUGCAGCUGAAUGGGGUGGUCAAGGCUGGCCAGGAUUACGACUUGCACACCGAGUUUUCGGGAGAGCUCUCCGAUGACCUAGAAGGGCUCUACAGGAGUGAGUACACUGAGGAUGGGGUCACAAAGGUGGUGGCCACCAGUCAGAUGCACCCGACCCACGCCAGGAAAACCUUCCCAUGCUUUGAUGAGCCGGCCAUGAAAGCUGUCUUCCACAUCACUGUCCUUCACAAGCCAGGGACAUUGGCCCUGUCCAACGGCAUGGAAAUUGCCAUUGAGGAUACUACUGUUGAGGGUCAGGCUGUCACCAAGACCACCUUUGAGCCGACUAAGAAAAUGUCCACCUACUUACUGGCACUGGUGGUCAGUGAUUUUGACCAUUUGGCAUCACUGGCUGGCAACACUUCGAUAAGGAUCUGGGCUCGUAAGAAUGCCAUCAUUCAAGGCCAUGGAAGCUAUGCUCUGAAUGUGACAGUGCCUGUGCUCAAGUUCUUUGAGGAUUACUACAACAUCUCCUACCCUCUCUCUAAAUCAGACCAGAUUGCACUACCUGAUUUCUACUUUGGGGCAAUGGAGAACUGGGGUCUUGUCACCUACAGAGAAGCCAACCUACUCUACGAUCCAGAUGUAUCGUCCAACAGGAACAAAGAGACAACAGCUACAAUCAUCGCUCAUGAACUGGCUCACAUGUGGUUUGGAAACCUGGUGACCCUGAAAUGGUGGAAUGAGGUUUGGUUAAAUGAGGGCUUUGCUUCCUAUGUGUCGUACCUUGGAGCCAAUAGGGCAGAACCUACUUGGAAUGUGAAAGACCUGAUUGUCCUGGAUGACGUGCACAGAGUGUUUGCAGUGGACGCCCUGGCAUCCUCUCAUCCCUUGUCCUCCAAAGAGGAGGAGAUCCAAAGACCGGAGCAGAUCAGUGAGCUCUUUGAUGCCAUCUCCUAUAGCAAGGGGGCCUCAGUCUUGCGGAUGCUGUCUGACUUCCUCACUGAGCCUGUGUUCCUCCAGGGUCUCAAAACAUAUCUGAAUGAAUUUGCCUACAGUAACACAGAAGGGUCAGACCUGUGGAAUCAUCUACAGCAGGCCGUUAAAGAGACUGGAACCAAUUUGCCAGCAACAGUCCAUGAAAUCAUGAACCGCUGGGUCCUCCAGAUGGGCUUCCCUGUGGUCUCCAUAGAUACCGCCACUGGAACUGUAUCCCAGCAACACUUCCUGCUGGACCCUGACUCUGUAGUGGAGAGACCAUCUGAGUUCAAGUAUCAGUGGAUAGUUCCCAUAAAGUGGAUGAAGUCUGGAGGGAAUGAUGAACUUUCUUGGCUCAUGGAGAAAAGUGCCGGUUAUAGUCCAAUGAAAACGACUGGAGAGCAGUGGUUGCUGGCGAACAUUAAUGUUACUGGGUACUACAGAGUGAAUUAUGACACUGCAAACUGGGAUAAACUUCUGAACCAGCUCCAUGCGGAUCAUCAGGUUAUCCCUGUCAUUAACAGAGCACAACUUGUAGAUGAUGCUUUCAAUCUUGCAAGGGCUAAAAUAAUCCCAAUGAGUGCAGCUCUGAACACAACAAGAUACCUCAUUACUGAGAGGGAGUAUAUGCCAUGGGAGACAGCAUUGAACAAUCUGGAUUACUUUUACCUCAUGUUUGAUGGUACAGAAGUGUAUGACUUGUUGCAGGGAUAUCUAAAGAAACAAGUGGAGCCCCUAUAUGCUUACUUCAAGAACAUCACUUUAGACUGGUCAGACAUACCCGAAGGCCACACCGAACAAUACAACCAGGUUAAUGCUCUACGAGUGGCCUGUAGCACUGGGGUUAAUGGCUGCCAGAAUCUCACUUUAACCUGGUACAGCCAGUGGAUGGCACAGCCUCAGAAGAACAUGAUCCACCCCAACCUCAGAGCCACGGUCUACUGCAGUGCCAUGGCCAGUGGAGGCGAGGACCAGUGGAACUUUGGCUGGAAGAUGUUCCAGAAUGCUUCCAUCGCCAUAGAGGCAAACAAACUCAUGGCAGCCCUGGCCUGCACUAAAGACACUGCACUUCUAAACCAAUAUUUGAACUACACGCUGGACUCCGCCAAAAUUCGAAAACAAGAUGCUACUACUGUUAUCGUGGCUGUUGCCAGUAAUGUGCAUGGGCAGACGUUGGCUUGGAACUUUGUGAGAGACAACUGGCGGUAUAUUACACAAUAUGGAAGCGGAUCUUUUUCAUUCGCAAGUCUUAUAAGUGGUGUGACCGCAAGCUUCUCCACACAAGCAGAGCUGGAUGAGCUGGAGAAGUUUAUGAUGGACAACUCGGACAUUGGAUUCGGGUCUGGCACCACUGCCCUCGAGCAGGCUCUGGAGAAGACGCGUGCCAACAUCCGAUGGGUGGCUGCAAACCAGGACGAGAUCAAAGACUGGUUCAUCCAACACACAUAAUCAACACUUCACAGAGUUAAAUGAGCAUUCCCUAAUUAUCCGGUGUAGGAAUUUCGCAACUGUUGUUUAUGGAAGCACAUGAUAAAAAAAAAAACUGAAAUAUCUACUUUUUCCACCUAAAAGGUUGGUGGGGAUCCUCAUGAUAGAUCAGAGUUGCGUGUGUUGCGUAAAGACCAGAGUAUACUGUAGUACCCCCCCACCCCACACACACACACACACCUUCUCUUCUUUCACCUGGCUGUCAGAGGACACCCAGCUGAGUGUUAAAACCCUAAAGCCUUUCCAGCUCUCAGCAGGUAUGCAAUUAGCACUUCACUGCUGUUGUGAUAGAGGCUGUAAACCACUUCCCUAUGUCAUCAGGAAUUCCAAGGCCUCAUUGGAAAUGCUGUAAAAAUGCAAUGCAAGAGUAAUGUGUGCAUCUCAAACAACGCCUGAACAUUGUGUUUUUCUAAGGGCCUUCAUUUGAUGUUGGACAAAGUUGUACUGUAAUUUAACGAGGUGAAAUCUAUUUGCUAAUGGGCAAGACAGUAACUACAGAUAUGGAUGAGUCACCUCAAUGCUUCCACAUGCCACAGGAUAGCUAGAGUUGAUAGCGAACUUUUCAUGGUGAUAGACGUUGCACUUUGCCCACCAUAAGGGCCCUAUGCCUCUGCUGCUUUUUAUUCUUUCUGUGUUUUAGGUCAUCAAAAAUGUAUCUCUGUACCUUUAAAAUAAUUUAUAUUCUUGUGGUUAGCCAGUGUAUGAAUAAAAUAGGCAUUAGUACUCAACGAUUGAGAUUGUUUUUGAAAAUAGUACAUUGCUUAUUCUAACAACUCGUUCAAAAUGGGAUCAUGAUAAGUGUUUUUCUUUCAGAAUAUCUGUGAACUGCCUUUGCUUAGAAAUGACAACAAAUCUCUAUACAUCUUAAAGUUUAUUUUA